GGUUCGGAGAUCCAGUGCCAGCUCUUCAGGGACUUCUCCUACAAGGAGGCGGAGGGGCCCCGAGAGGCUUGCACCCGACUCCAUCAUCUUUGCCAUCAGUGGCUUCAGCCAGAAAGGCACACCAAGGCUCAGAUCCUGGACCUGGUGAUCCUGGAGCAGUUCCUGGCCAUCCUUCCCCCGGAGAUGUCCCUCUGGGUGAGGGAAUGUGGGGCAGAGACCAGUUCCCAGGCGGUGGCCCUGGCCGAAGGCUUCCUCCUGAGUUGGCAAGAGGACAAAAGGCAGAGAAAGCAACAGGACUCAAAUUUCUCAGGGGCUAAGAUGUCUUCAGCAGAUAACAGACAGUGGAGGAGACUCAAGGGGGAUGAGGAUGGAGGUGCUACCAUGCAGGGGGCUGGAGGGAAGCUGGCGACGAAGCAUACUCCAUCAUCCUUGCCUCUUGUUUGUGUUCGUUUGAAAUCGGAUCAGGAAAAGGGAAGGAUCACCGCGAAAAUCCAUGCAAAGCACCCAAGGUUCCUGGGUCCCCAGUUCAUCUUCUGGGGUCCAGUGACCUUUGAAGAGGUGGCUGUGGAUUUCACCCGAGAGGAGUGGGUGCUGCUGGAUCCUGACCAGAGGGCUUUACACAAGGAAGUCAUGGAAGAAAACCAUGAGAUCGUGGCCUUUCUCAUUGCAAACCUUAAGCUCAUUUCCGAGAGGGAGCGGAGAGAAAAAUCACAAAGUUUGGACGAAGGGGAGACCUCAGGUCCUCGGUCGGGAAGCUCUUUGGGAUAUAAGCCGGCUGGGUCCUUUUAA
Pogona vitticeps (central bearded dragon) is the source of this 789-nucleotide messenger RNA. Lineage: Eukaryota; Metazoa; Chordata; Lepidosauria; Squamata; Agamidae. The record is from RefSeq and is a predicted model, not a curated record.